Molecule: messenger RNA, 720 nt
Organism: Echinococcus granulosus
Lineage: Eukaryota; Metazoa; Platyhelminthes; Cestoda; Cyclophyllidea; Taeniidae
Product: Cytochrome c oxidase assembly protein COX11
Exons: 6
Coding region: 1-720 (239 amino acids)
Cellular component (GO): mitochondrial inner membrane
Molecular function (GO): copper ion binding
Source: RefSeq, a predicted model, not a curated record
AUGCCGGAGUGCUCCUGUCCCAGCAUCAUAGUGUGCGUAUCUGACACUGCUAUGUUCGGACAUCUUCGCCCUGAAUCCAUUAGUAUUUGCAGGCAGGUCUUCCGUCCAAUAUCUCAGGACGCGCACAACUAUCGCAGAAAAACCGCUCUCUACUAUUCCACUGGUUUGGGGAUUUUUAUGCUAGGAUUGGGAUAUGCUGGGGUCCCACUUUAUCGCAUCUACUGUGCUAAAAGUGGAAGGGGCUCAAACACAGAUGGCGCUCGUGUCUCAAACGCUGAUUUCAUCGCGCGGAUGAAACCGGUUCGUGAAAGACGCAUCACUGUCGAAUUCUCUGCCGACACUUAUUCACACAUGGCAUGGAGUUUUAAGCCCUUGCAAAAGCGGCUAACGAUCGUCCCUGGAGAGACGGCCUUGGCCUUUUAUACAGCAAAAAACCCAACAUCCAAGCCCAUAGUUGGUAUCGCAACCUACACGGUAUUGCCAAUAGAGGCGGCGAAGUAUUUUAACAAAAUACAGUGCUUCUGUUUCGAGGAGCAAAGACUCAAUCCAGGGGAGGAGGUGGAUUUGCCCGUGUUCUUCUUUCUUGAUCCAGAAUUUGAUGAGGAUCCACAUUUAAUGCGAACUAACAGACUCACUCUACAUUACACCUUUUUUGAGGCCAAGAAAGAGAAAAUGCUGGUGCCUGGCAUCUCAAAACCCAUUCUGGAGGAUGUCGCCUGA